CUCAGCUGAGCAAGAGUAAUGAAACAGCUGCUAGUCUUGAGAAAAGUGUUGCGCUGGUAGGAGCUACGUAACCAUCUCUCUGCGGACCAAGUGAGCUAUAGUUGUGGGGCGCGAGCAGAGCACCGGCACCAUGAGCACCACGAGCUCGGGGGCGGACGGCCGCCGGCGCUCGGCGGGCGAGCUGGCCGCGGACAGCAGCCGCAUCCCCGUGCCGCGGCGCUCGGCGUCGCUGCGCCUGCGCGGGGAGGGGGAGGGCGGCGCCCCCAGCUCGCGGCCGUCCUGGCAGCGCCGGCCGCUCGCCGUGCGCCGCAGUCUGCAGUCCCUGGGCUCGUGCCUCGCGCGGUCCACGCCGGAGUCUCACCCCGCCACGCCGACGCCGUCUCCCGAGGACCCGCGCCACCUCCUGCUCAGCAUCGACGAGGACGACGACGACCUGGACUCGCUGCGCAGCUUCGGCAGCGCGUGCAGCGCCAUGUCGUGCGACCACGCCUACUUCGCCCGCAACGGCACCACCUUCUCCGGGCGGCGCAUGAAGUACGUGGUGCACUGCUCCUCGCACGCCGGCGGCGCCGAGGAGUACCUCACGCCGACCCAGCGCGCCAACCGGCAGAUCCGCAAGCUCAAGGUUUUACUCAAGCAGGCACACAAAGAUCUGGAGAAAAAAGAUCAGGACAUCUUUCAACUCACCAAAGAAGUCGUCGAACUACGUUUGUUCAAAGCAUCUCUGGCUGUCACGACUGAUGGGAUGAGUCCUGCUACAUUGGCAAAAACUGCGCAAGAUGAGCACUUGCCAGACAGUCAGAAUGACAGCAACAGCUUGCCUAAUCAGUUGCCCGGAGGGUUUCUGGACGACAGCUCCCGGCAAGAGCUCAAAGUCCACACGCCAGACUCGGAGCACACGGAGAAGAGCAGUGCCUCGGACGUACCAUCCUCGCUCGAGGACUCUGGGCAUUUCGAGGACCUCGCAUCGUCGGCCGCUUCCUACAAGGAGUCGCUGAGGGUGCCUCGCUCUGCGGGGUUCUCGUCGGACUUGCUGACCCCUGACGGCGUCAACCAGUCUGAGGAGAGGGCGAGGCUAGUGAACCUUUACGAAAAGGGGAUGGAGAAAAUGCAGAUGAACCACAUGUUGCAAUACCAAGAGACGGUAGAGAAACACAACGAGAAGGUGGAGAAGUUGUUGCAGAAGCUGAGUGAUGGUGCCACCAGCUACUCUGAGCUGCGCAAGGAACACGACCGCGCGCAGGAGAGGAUCUGGGAACUGGAGAGGGAGGCAGAGACUAUGAAAGCAACAAUAAAGGAGCAGGAGGAGAGGCACAAGAGCAUGUACCUGAGAAUGUACAUGAAAGGCCAGGAGGCUGCGAGAUUCGAGCACGCCGAUCAGGUUCUGGAAUUUGCACAUCAAGCACCGAGUAGAGUUUCAGUGCCGGAGCUGUUGCAGCAGUUAGAGAACACCAAGAGUGAACUCGAAAAUAUGAAGGAUCAGGACGGCCGUCAGUCAGACAAACAUUUACCGUCUUUGCUAAGCGCAAAGGAGGCUGUUUCUCUCUGGCUGCUAGGCACGAGAAAGGCAAUGUAUCGUCGCAUUGUGGAAUCACGUGCCAGUAAAGGUGACAUAGACCCCGAGAUAACGCUCCAGUUCCUUAAGUCGGCUGUGUAUUACUUCCUCACGGACCGCGAGAAUCACCUGGGCCACCUGAAUGCGAUAGAGAGCAUUCUGGGCUACACAGACAGCGAGAAGCUCAAUAUUGACAAAAUGUACAAAGCAUUCAUCAGGAAGUAGAUUCAGAGACAACCUUUGAUUCAUAAAUGACUGAACUUUUAAACUGUUCUAACAAUGUACACCGAAAAUUAAAUUUCAUGCAUUGUGGGUACUGGGGAGAGAUAGUAGUUAACAUAUUAUACAUGUAUGUGUUUCAAGAACUGCAAAACCCCCACCCCAGAAACUCCACAAUGUAUUUUAUUGUAAAUACAUAUUUUAUUUCAGCACAUUAUUCUCCCAAGUAGUUAUGGGCUGGCUAAAUUUUUGUCAGUCAUACCAAGGAUGUUCCACAAACAUGGAAUCUUACAUUGUCACAAUUAUAUAUCUGUUUUCACUUACUAAGAUUAAAUUAUAAAAUUUUUUCUCAUUUUAAUGAAAAUAAUUGCUUAAAAAUUGUGUUAAAUAAACUUAUUACUGUAGUUUGAAGUCUUUCAAAAAUGUUGUUCAAUAUUAAAUAUGAUAAAAAUAAAUACUGAAUGCUGUUGUUUUUGUAACCUACGGUAUAAAUGUAAUAGAAAAAAAUAAAGCAUACUUGUGCUAUUGCAUUGAUAGAUUUUUAACAUUAAGUACAAUUAUUUGUUUUAGCAUAUGGUAAGUACACAUAAGCAGUUGGGUUCAUACAAAUAGAGGAAAACCUAAGCAAACUACUGUAUGUAGAGUGUCACCUUGUUAUAUAGUGUAACGUGGAUGAACAUUAUAGAUCUCUAGAAAAAUACUAUUUAUGGCUACGUGUUCUAAGACUGUCAAAUGAGAGUGGAAAAAAGUACUUUACAUUCAUGUACUGGUGUAAAGUCUCAAUAAAGAAAAUUAUUAUUAUUUUA
Bacillus rossius redtenbacheri is the source of this 2580-nucleotide messenger RNA. RefSeq names its product protein quick-to-court (gene qtc). The coding region runs from base 131 to 1780 and encodes 549 amino acids. The record is from RefSeq and is a predicted model, not a curated record. Lineage: Eukaryota; Metazoa; Arthropoda; Insecta; Phasmatodea; Bacillidae. The transcript has 8 exons.